Molecule: messenger RNA, 1340 nt
Organism: Onthophagus taurus
Lineage: Eukaryota; Metazoa; Arthropoda; Insecta; Coleoptera; Scarabaeidae
Product: transcription factor E2F4
Biological process (GO): regulation of transcription by RNA polymerase II
Cellular component (GO): RNA polymerase II transcription regulator complex
Molecular function (GO): RNA polymerase II cis-regulatory region sequence-specific DNA binding; DNA-binding transcription factor activity, RNA polymerase II-specific; protein dimerization activity
Source: RefSeq, a predicted model, not a curated record
AAUAUGAAGAAGAAGAACAGUUUGUGUAUGGUAAAUUUGGUUUAGUUUGUGUUUGGUGAGAUGUUUCCAAAUAAUUUUCGCCCGUUUUGAAUACGAUGGCUGACGUUCCUCCUAGUAGAUACGAAAAAUCAUUGGGUUUACUUACUACAAAGUUUGUCGAUUUACUGCAAAAGGCAAACGGCGGAGUUUUGGACCUAAAAUUGGCUGCAGAUAUGCUCGCCGUACGACAAAAGCGUCGAAUUUACGACAUCACCAACGUUCUGGAAGGUAUUGGAUUAAUCGAGAAGAAAAGUAAAAAUAGUAUACAAUGGAAGCCAUAUACUUAUAAAGAUACAUUACCUAACUGCAACACACAAGAAAUUGCUGGGAAAGUUUUGAAUUUAAAAUCAGAACUUAGUAAAUUGGAGUCUUAUGAGAACAUUUUAGAUCGACACCGAUUAUGGAUCGAACAAAGCAUUAAGAAUAUUACUGAAGAUUUAGAUAACAGAAAAUAUUUAUACGUUACAAGUGAUGAUUUUUUGCAAUGUUACGGUGAUAGUACUAUAAUUGCUUUUAAUACACCUUUAAAUUCAACUGUACAAGUUCAAGAUCCCAAAGUUUCUUAUAGUAUAAAAAUACGAUCAUCGGCAGCUCCAAUUCGAGCUAAUGUAAAAACAGAUCCUCCCCAAGAUCAGAGAAAGCGGCAAAAAACAGACGCAGAUAACGGAAACGAAAAUUCUACAAAAAAACUUUUAAUAAAAGAGGAUUUACAAGAAUCCGAUGAAGAUUCAGAUUUGGCCACUGCAAAAGUUGUGUUUAAAAAUUGCAAUAAAGAUGAAAGCCUUCAUUAUGAUGGUGAUGAUGAAGAUGAUGAUUACGAUUUCUUACCUUUAAGUCCUUUGCCUCGAGUGGAAGAUUACAAUUAUUGCUUGUUAGAAUCAGAAGGUUUGGUGGAUAUGUAUGACGUUUCAACGCAAUCUUCACCAUCUCAAGAUUAGUAUUGAAAAAAAUAGGUUAUUUAAGAAAACCUACAGAGUAUUUUAAAAAGUAAUGAAACGGAUAAGUCUCAAAAACUGUUAUUGUUUUAUUAAAAUAAUGUUAUGUUCGCGUUAUAAUGGACGAAAACGUCUUUUAACUUGAUUUCUCACUUUUUAUAAUUACUCUGUAUAAAUAUAUUUCUUUGAAAUAGUCUAGAAUUAUUGACAGAGUAUCUUUUGAUCGAUAAAAAAUAGCUCUUAAUGCUGAAAGGUAUAAAAAAACUUUGUUAUUUUUUGCAAUAACAAAGAGUUUUUUACUUAUUUUAGCCCUAAGAAGUAUAAUAUGUAUUCUGUAAAUUAAUAAUCAACUAUUUUUUGUUAAAA